Messenger RNA from Xyrauchen texanus (razorback sucker), 3174 nucleotides. Its product is annotated as transcription factor SOX-4-like. Gene Ontology annotation, biological process: cell differentiation; positive regulation of transcription by RNA polymerase II; anatomical structure morphogenesis. The record is from RefSeq and is a predicted model, not a curated record. The transcript has a single exon. Gene Ontology annotation, molecular function: DNA-binding transcription activator activity, RNA polymerase II-specific; RNA polymerase II cis-regulatory region sequence-specific DNA binding. Lineage: Eukaryota; Metazoa; Chordata; Actinopteri; Cypriniformes; Catostomidae. The coding region runs from base 438 to 1496 and encodes 352 amino acids.
UUAGCAGCAGAAGUAUUGAAAGUUGUGAAGGGGGAUAGGAAGCUCAGAGCAUGAAAAAGUGCAGUCGCCAAAACCUACCGCAUGGUCAUACGACAAGUUAUGCUGAAGACACUUGUCCGUUUCCAUUAAACGGCUUCAGAUACUUUGCGUCCAGAGCUCACUCCGGGUUUGUUUUCAGUCGAACCGGCAGUUGAACGGCAGACUGUUUAUUUUUGAACACGUUGCUAGGGCAUUACAGAGCUCCUGGCGGGGAUAUGCGCUUUGUGAAAGGACCGCUGACAGAGUGCUGAACCAAGAGAGAGAGACAGCGGCACUAACUUUGUUUCCACGCUUGUGCCAAGUGCCCUAACUAGUGUGGAAAAAGACUCUGAACUCUGUCAGUCAUCUCAAGCUGCAGCACGUGUAAAAGUUGACUGUUUUAGUGCAUUGACUUCGCUAUGGUGGAGCAAACGAACAUCCCGAGCACCGCCGCGCUCCCCGGCGACUUCAUUGAUUCGGUGGAGAUGGAUCUAGACAUGGACGCGUCUCCGACACCCGGCUCCCCGAACUCAACUGGGGACAAAAUGGACAUCGCCUGGUGCAAGACCCCUACCGGGCACAUCAAGAGGCCAAUGAACGCAUUCAUGGUUUGGUCGCAGAUAGAAAGGCGCAAGAUUAUGGAACAGUCGCCGGACAUGCAUAACGCGGAGAUCUCCAAGAGACUGGGCAAACGCUGGAAACUUUUGAAAGACUGCGAUAAGAUCCCCUUCAUCCGCGAGGCAGAGCGUCUGCGCCUUAAGCACAUGGCAGACUAUCCAGACUACAAAUAUCGACCGCGGAAGAAGGUGAAAUCGCCCAGUGGCAAGACAGGAGAGAAGGGCGAGCGAGUCAGCGGCAGUCCCGGAGUCAGGUCUGCAUCCAAAAAGAGCUCAAAAACUCUCAACAGGACGCACAGAAAGUCCGCUGCACUCGAGCUGCCUUCCCAAUCCGUCUCCGCAGACCACCACGCGCUCUACAAAUCCAGGUCCGUCUCGGCCGCCAAGCAAAUACCCGAGAAACCAGCAAAGCGCGGGCAUGUUUUCGGAGGAUGCAGCACUGAUAGCAGCCCGCCCUCCGUCGCUGUGCCAGCCAGUCCCACUCUGAGCAGCUCGGCUGAGUUCAGCGACCCGCCGAGCUUGUAUGAGGACGGGCUCGCGAGCGGAAAAGACACCGAGUCCGCUGCGCGCUUCAAAUACACACGCGCGCCGUCUCCAACGCCCUCCGCGUCGCACUCAUCCUCCUCACAGUCCUCAUCCUCAGAUGAGGAGUUCGAGGACGAGCUGGCAGACCCCAGUCCCGGCUUUGACAGCUUUGGCACCUUUGGCACUGCACCGCUGGACAGAGAUUUGGAGUUCAACUUUGAGUCGGGCUCCGGCUCGCACUUUGAGUUCCCCGACUACUGCACCCCAGAGGUGAGCGAAAUGAUAUCAGGGGACUGGCUCGAAUCGACAAUAUCCAACUUGGUAUUCACUUAUUGAGCGUGCUAGUAAUGAGUCUAAUUGAAAGGACAGAUUGAAAAAUAAUCUUUAUGACUCUCGUAAAGAUGGAGGGCUGUUAAAGUCCUCCGAGACGAGUCAGACAACGAGUCAACGACUCGAUUCCUCCUGUUAAUCAUGCAUCAGGUACUGUGGGUUCUCAUUAUCCACUGACAAGAGUGCAGAUGAAAGUGCUUAGCUUGCUCGUUUGGUGCUGGAAGGAGUGACUCAUUGGCGCGCGCGCGCUUUGGAAUCAGAGGAAGCCAUCGCGCGUUGGCGAGUUCAAGUUGUCCGCCCGCUUUAACUUUAAAAGGGACGUUUUUCAUAAACAGUCUGGUCAAAUGCUUGUUUUGCUGGAUGUACUGAACGGACAAAGUUGUUUGUUAGACCAGAAUCGCAUGCUUUCAUUGUUACUGAACUACGAAAGGCUGGUGUUAUUCAUUGAAACACCACGCCACGUGAGACGCUAAAAGAAACACAAUCACCAGCUUUUCUAUCAGCAUGACAUCAGGAUUCAAACGCAACUCCGAUGACUCUUACACUACAAAUCAGGACCAAAAUUCAUCCGAGGAGCGUUCUCUCUCUCUCUCUGCCUUUUUACUUGCCCAUCCUCUUUUUCUCCCAAGUAACUUUUCAGUGCUGGCAUUUUUAUAUCGAUGUAUUUAUAAUGGCCAAACGUUGCUCCUCCUUCCCCCUUCAAUUGUGUUAGUCAGUCUAAUUGCGUGUAUAGCCUACACAUGCACAUGUCCGUCUCUAUCGCGGAAGGGCUAGACUCGUUUCGUAUUAUUUAAUCGAUGACCUCUCACAUGAAAGGAGAGUAGGCCUAAAUGUUUUUCAUUAUUUUCUGAGUGUAUUUUUGUACAAAAUCUAUUCAAGGGGUGUCAGUCGGUGAAUAUCGCUGUUUGAAUUUCCGAUUUUUAAAACCAGGGGGUCAGGUUGUCUCAAAAUCUGCUCCUAAACAUGUUUACAGUGUCAAUCCACAGGCUUCUUAAAGAGACAGUGUCUGCAUUUGAACGACCAAUCAUGAUUAGCUUACGAUGCGCGCUGAAUGAGGUUGUAUGUAGCCGCAGCAACGAUGCUGUACCUUUUUGAGUACCAAUUUCUUUGUGCUUUUCUAGUGACACGUUUCGGUUUUAACCACUGGAUGGAAUUACAGUCAAAUUGCCUAUAAAUUCACGAACAGUGAAAUGCGUCUUCACUCCAUAAUUUUACAAGGAUAUUUAAUCUUUUCUACUUGUUGGCUAAAUGUAGCUAAUUGUUUUAGUAUAUUAUGGCAUGGCGAAUAGCAUUUUGUAUUUCUCAAUUCAGGUUUAUGUAGAGCAGUUUGUGUUUAUGGCAGAACAUCAACAUUUAGAUUUCUAUGUACAUUGACUGUAAAAUAAGGAAAAGUUUGUGUGUUUAUUUCUGACAAUGAUAUAUCAUGACCGGAACGAGAACAUAUAUCUUUAUACAUCCCUAUGUUUAAGAGUGUUGUUCAUGAGUUUUGGAAUAUAUAGAUAUGUUUUAUUGUUUCAUUUUGUGCAAUAUGCUGUGUACAAUAUUGUUUUGUCUCACCAUACCAUAUCUCAACAUUUGAGUAGUGAACUCAAAGCCAGCCAAUUGUGUCAAGUCACUGCCUGUCAGACCUCUGUACAGAACUUUGUCUUUUUCCAAGAAGGAAAUAAAAUCAGCUGGAACUGAA